This is a messenger RNA of Bubalus bubalis (water buffalo), 2523 nucleotides long. RefSeq names its product radial spoke head component 4A (gene RSPH4A). The record is from RefSeq and is a predicted model, not a curated record. The coding region runs from base 88 to 2391 and encodes 767 amino acids. NCBI's taxonomy places the organism in Eukaryota, Metazoa, Chordata, Mammalia, Artiodactyla, Bovidae. Gene Ontology annotation, cellular component: radial spoke; axoneme. Gene Ontology annotation, biological process: cilium assembly; cilium movement involved in cell motility; axoneme assembly. The transcript is spliced from 6 exons.
AUCCUUCUCGGCCUCCUCCCUAGACUCCUGGCAACAGGCGUGCGUUGUUUGUCUUAGGGGAACCCAGCCUGGGGUUGCUAUGGAGACAUGACGCUGCGACUUGCAGAGCAACUAGGACCCAGAUAUCGCCUAGCAAACCUAAGCAAAGCCAGUGCCCUGCGUUGCUGCCUUCCAUAUCUGCACGCCCUCUUCAUCCAAAACUUUUUUUUUCUCUUAACUCCUUCCAUGGAAGAUUCCAUCCCCGUCAACCAAAAAAUAGAACACCAAGAACUUGUGGAAACAGGGCGGCCGUGGGAAGAAACGGUAACUACUUCCCAAGCUCCUGAGCUUGGAUUAUCCGAGGCCCUAGAGUUGGAGCAGGGGCCAGAAACUGGACUCCAGCCCAGGAGCAGCCCUCCUAGGAUGCCCCUCUCUGGAACCAGAACGCCGGAUCGACCUGUGGAUGACCUCGUAGGACUACGCCCAUCAUUUCCAUCUUCCGCAUUUCAGGAGCUCCCUUCCACUCUUUCUCCCCUGGCUCUGGCCAGGCGGGACUUUAUGGCACCAUGGCAGUCAGACAAGACCACUAGUGUUAUUUCUGAAGCGGAGACACCUCAUUUUGGCCAUUUGGAACAAUUAUCUGAUAAAGGUGGAUCAACUCCUCAUCAAACAUGUCAAUCAAAGGGAAACACGUUUCAUCAAUCUCAGCAAACUAAAUAUCCCCUGUAUGAACUGAGGGAUGUGAGCGACCACACCUCUAAACAGAAAGAGCUGAGAUUUGACAUUUUUCAAGAAGAUGACUCAGACAGUAACUGUCAUCUAGAUCAGCCUGAGUCUGGGGCUUCUCAAGUGGCCCCCAGCAUGCUUGAGAUUGCCAUUCAGAAUACUAAGGCUUACCUACUGAAGACCAGUAGCAAGUCGGGCUUAAAUCUAUAUGAUCAUCUUUCUGAAAUGCUGACCAAGGUCUUAGAUAAGCGUCCUGAAAAUGCUGUGGACAUCAUUGAAAAUAUUAGCCAAGAUGUCAAGAUGGAACAUUUUAGUAAAAAAUUAGAUACACUCCAAAAUGAGAAUGAGAUGCUUCCAACCUAUGAAAUGGCAGAGAAGCAGAAAACUCUUUUUCUUCAGGGAAAUUUAGAAGGAGCUGACCAAGAACUGGAAGAUGAAAUAGCAGAACACGCUCUUCCAAACAUUAUGGAAUCAGCUUUUUAUUUUGAACAAGCUGGAGUUGGUUUGGGCACAGAUGAGACUUACCGCAUAUUUCUUGCCCUCAAGCAGCUUACUGACACCCACCCAAUCCAAAAAUGUCGUUUCUGGGGCAAGAUCUUAGGUCUGGAAAUGAAUUAUAUUGUAGCUGAAGUGGAAUUCCGUGAGGGAGAAGAUGAAGAGGAGGUGGAAGAGGAAGACGUACCUGAAGAGAGGGACAACGGAGAUAGUGAAGCUGAUGAAGACGAUGAAGAUGAAUUACCAAGGCCCUUUUACAAGGCCCCACAGGCUAUUCCAAAAGAAGAAAGCAGAACAGGUGCCAACAAAUACGUCUAUUUUGUUUGCAAUGAACCAGGAAGACCAUGGGUGAAGUUACCAGCAGUGACACCUGCACAAAUCGUUAUUGCAAGGAAAAUCAAAAAGUUUUUCACUGGGCGAUUGGAUACCCCCAUUAUAAGCUACCCACCCUUCCCAGGAAAUGAGAGUAAUUACUUACGUGCACAAAUUGCCAGAAUUUCAGCAGGGACCCAUGUCAGCCCACUAGGAUUCUAUCAUUUUGGUGAAGAAGAAGAAGAGGAAGAAGAAAUAGAAAGUGGGCGAGAUAGCUUUGAAGAAAACCCUGAUUUUGAAGGCAUCCAAGUGAUUGAUCUAGUGGAAUCCCUAUCCAAUUGGGUUCAUCAUGUACAGCAUAUCCUGCCUCAGGGUCGCUGUAAUUGGUUCAACCCCAUACAAAAAAGUGAGGAGGAAGAGGAAGAAGAAGAUGAAGAAAAAGAAGAAGAAAAAGGAGAAGAGCCUGACGACACAGAACAGGAAGUGGGGCCUCCACUCUUGACACCAAUCUCUGAAGAUUUAGAGAUUCAGAAUACAUCGCCUUGGACAACACGGUUAUCCUCAAAUCUCAUUCCUCAAUAUGCGAUUGCCGUCCUUAGAUCCAACCUUUGGCCUGGGGCAUAUGCCUUUUCCAAUGGCAAAAAGUUUGAAAAUUUCUACAUAGGCUGGGGUCAUAAAUAUAGUCCAGACAGCUAUACACCUCCAGUUCCACCACCUGUUUAUCAAGAGUACCCCAGUGGACCAGAAAUUACGGAAAUGGAUGAUCCUACUGUGGAAGAAGAGCAGGCUUUCAGGGCUGCACAAGAAGCAGCAGCAAAUUCAACAGAGGAGAAUGAAGAAACUGAGGAAGAGGAAGAUGAGGAAGAUGAUUAUGACUAAUACAAGUAGAAUUAGCCCAGUCUCAUGAGACUGAUACACACAUACUCCUUAUUUGGGACUGAUUUAUAUAUAUAAAUUACAACUAUUCAUGUGUAGAAUAUCAUUCCCUGAAAAUAAAAAUUUGUAAUUUCA